GCCGAAUGGGACGUACGCAUCUCGUCCCUUUAAAAACAUCGAUAUCAUCCGUUACUUAUACUUUAGCAUCUCUAUUUUUAAAUUAUAUUUUUUAAGGAAGUAUUAGAGGCCAGUGUUGUGUAAACAAAUAUUGGAUUUGUUGUGCCAGUUCAUGGACUUUUUGGCUGAUUUUCUCGUCUUUUUGUAUUGGUUUCGGUUUCAGAGAAGGAGACAAAAAAUAUAUAAUAACUAUGAACGAUGACUUUGCGGUACUGAGGACAUAGUGAACAUUAUUUAAACAUUUUGUGAAGAUGGCUAACAAAUCGCAUACACUUUUGGAAAUAUUCCAAGAGAUUUUGGCUGCAUCUGGCAAUGCUUCGGAUAGUAGUAUUAAUGAGACUCAGAUCGUGUCUGUGCUGCGGGAGCAGGCGAGCCGUGGUGCCAGUGGGAGUGAGAUGGAGUCUCUCUUAGUAAGGAUGAUGAAGGACGCUAAGAGCAAACUCAAUUUGACCUUGAAACCGGACACUUGUGGCUACUGCGAAGGUGACUUCAGAGACAUAAUUAUGGCGUACAAUGGAAUCCAUGGAUAUGUUAGUUUACUGGUUUGCACUAUAGGAGUAUUGGCCAACACAAUGAACAUUGCUGUGCUGACAAGAAGAGACAUGGCUGCCGCUCCUAUAAACCGACUCCUCAAAUGGCUGGCUGUGGCUGACGUCUUCGUGAUGAUUGAAUAUGUACCCUUCGUUAUUUAUAGACAUUUGGUCCUGCCGGAAAAAUUGGAUUUUCCGUACUCGUGGGCGAUGUACCUGCUGUUUCAUAUGCACUUCGCUCAGAUACUACACACCGCGUCUAUAUGCCUCACCCUGUCACUCGCUAUAUGGAGAUAUUUGGCUAUAAAGUACUCAGACAAAAGUCACAUAUUGUGCACGGAGAGGAGGUGUAGCAUCGCAAUCUUAACGAGUUUCAUAUUGCCUCCUAUAUUGUGCGCACCUACUUUCAUGGUUUUCGAUAUACACACGAAAAACGUGACAGACAAAUUUGGCAACCCAGACAUUGCGUACCAUGUGGACUCAGAUUACCAAGGGACACUGUAUCAAGCCAAUUUCUGGGUGCAUGGUGUCGUCAUCAAACUGCUGCCCUGUUCCAUACUCACAGUGAUCAGUAUCUGGCUUAUACGAGCGCUCUACAAUGCGAACCAGCACCAGAAGAAACUGAGGAACUAUAACACCUGUCCAGCUGCUGAGAAAAUGGUAAAGAGGCAGAACAAAGCAGACAAAAGAACUGAUAGAACAACGAAGAUGUUAUUAGCCGUGCUACUGCUGUUCCUCGUGACGGAACUGCCUCAAGGAAUCAUGGGAUUGAUGAGUGGUCUCCUCGGGUGGUGCUUCUUCAAGCGAUGCUACGAUCUGUUUGGGGAGCUGAUGGACUUUUUGGCGCUGUUGAAUGGAGCUAUAAACUUCGUGUUGUACUGCUCAAUGUCGCGGCAGUUUCGGCAGACGUUUAGGCAGUUGCUGUUGCAGCCACAUCUCGCGAGGUUCCUGCCACCCACAGCGUCACAUUCCGACUCUCACAACCAAAACACGUGCACAGAAAAGAUAAAAAGGUAACUACAGCCGAGCUUCAAUAUAAAUAUGGAUAUUGCAAAGACGUCUGUGCCGUGAGGACGCGUGAAACACGGGCACGCCCCAGUGGUGAGAGAACAUUUUCUAUAGUGAACUGUGAAAUGUGACAGUGCUUUAGUCCGUAUGUUCAGUGUUAAAGAGUAAAGAGUGUGACCCUGUUCAUAUACGAAGAGUACCUCUUGUAGUACGCGCGUACUACGAUAGCAAGAAGAGCGCGCGCUGUACGCAUAGUAAUCGUAUCGUCAGAGUAUUGCACGCAUGUAUUAUGAGAGCAAAAAAAGCAUAAGUACGUAGUGUGUGCAGGGUACCUAAAUAAACCUCGGUUUUGAAUGGCUCAUUCCAGUACAGGAUCUUAAAACUUAGUCAAUUUUAAAAUAAUUUGUCCAUAGAAAUUGCAGUUAUUCAUUUAGAUUACAUGACUCUUUUGUUUUAAUACUAAAACGAAAGGCAGAAAAGCAGAUAUUGUAUUUUUUGUUUAUCAAGGCGCUAAGAGGAUUAAAGGUCUGAUGCCCACAAUGGGCACACAUGUUAUAUUCCAAAAACCUAAUUUUUUUUUAUUGCCAGCUAUAUAUAUCUAUAGGUAUUUUAGACAACCAAUCAUUAUUGAAAACGCAAGUUAUAAAGAUUUGAGAAAAGUUUCGAUUCGCCUUUCAAAAACUGAGGUUUAAUGUUAACGGCGAUAAUUGGUUUACCACGAAGUACUUUAAGAGUUUAUUGAAUGUUUCGCUAAUGUGUCGUUGUUGUGUCAGAUUCAGCCUGAAAAUGUAUUUCAGUUGACGUUUGAAGAUUGUAAAUAGUAGUAUACCAAAGAAUUGUAUUGCGAAUAUAAAUAUACCAAAUAAUAUUGCUGAAUUACUUUUUCUGUUAUUAGCAUCCAUCUUCAUAGCUCUUUGUUCGUAAGUCUAUACAAGAUAUUUAUUUUUGUAAUAGAACCUAAAACGCCUCGGUGUAGGAUAAUAAGAAGAUUAUUUUUGACAGAAAAGAUUACGUAAGAUGAAGUGGAUUGUAGUGUUUCUCUUACUUGAAGUAAUUCUGUUACAUUUACAAUUCCUAGUAUCAAAUAAUGUACAUAUUUGUAAGGUUUAUUUAUGAAUACAAAAGCUAUGAAAGUUAUACCUAAGUCUAUUUAAGAACAGUAUUUGCUAAAGAGAGAUUAAACAAAAUAAAAUGGAGCAAUUGUAAGAUUCCUUAUGUCCAAUGUUUGU
Spodoptera litura is the source of this 2806-nucleotide messenger RNA. RefSeq names its product neuropeptide receptor A8 (gene NGR-A8). Gene Ontology annotation, cellular component: plasma membrane. Gene Ontology annotation, biological process: G protein-coupled receptor signaling pathway. Lineage: Eukaryota; Metazoa; Arthropoda; Insecta; Lepidoptera; Noctuidae. Gene Ontology annotation, molecular function: G protein-coupled peptide receptor activity. The record is from RefSeq and is a predicted model, not a curated record.